Messenger RNA from Oreochromis aureus, 1477 nucleotides. RefSeq names its product optineurin-like. Bases 123 to 1319 code for a protein of 398 amino acids. Lineage: Eukaryota; Metazoa; Chordata; Actinopteri; Cichliformes; Cichlidae. The record is from RefSeq and is a predicted model, not a curated record. The transcript has 2 exons.
UGCAACUGUAUAGGAACACACCACGAGCCAACCUCUAGACAAAGAUUUGACACAUUCAGUGUCAAACCCCGAUCGAAUAGAAAAAAAUAUCAUUCGACACUGUAAGACCGAAGAAAAGAGAAAUGCAACAUAUGCAGCAAAAUCUUGAUCCCCAGGAAGGGACCUCGUCGGCCGCUGUUCACCCUAAGCAGCAAAACACAAACCAAAGAGGGAAAAACAAGGCACCAUCUGAUGCUGCCAAACAAAAGGGUGCAAACAAGAAGAAGAUGCAGAAAAAUGCAAACCCAAACCCCAGAGCCAAAAACCCUGGACCCAAUCGAGGGCCUUGGCCACAUCAGCCCAAUGCCCACUUUAAACCCAAUAAUGGGCCUGGGCAACAUUGGCAAAAUCCACAUUUUUUGCCAAAACAAGGGCGUGUGCCACAUCAGCCCCAUCCUGACCAUAACACCAACAAUGGGCCAUCUCAGCCACAGCCUCACUUAACACCAAAUGAUGGCAGUCGUCCAUACAAUGAGACUGAUGAACUGGGUGCGCUGAGAUUCCACCUGCAGGAGGCUCAGAACAUGUGCAAAACCAAUUUUUAUAAAAUGACAGCUGCAAACCACAAAGCUGCUGCAGCUAAAACUCAGAAAGAUUGGCUUCGCUUUCAGCUACAGUGCUGCAGAGGAAACGCUCAAAAAACCAUCCUUGAGCUCCAAACACAGCUGGAAGAGUCUCGUAGAAAGACACCCGAGGAGAACUUCACCCCUGAGGUGAGUGAGGCUCCUGUUGAAGACAGCAACACAGCUGUCACAGCUGCAGAGCUGAGUGUGGAUGCUUCAACACAAACUGCAGAAGCUCCACACACAGACUCUACAGAUGUGAAAACCGAUCGAGAAGCUGAGUUGGAGAUCCAGUGCAAAAAACAGCAAGGAGAGAUCGAACAACUCCGUGAGCAGCUCCUCAAAACUCAAAAGACUCUAGAAGAGGAAGUUGCAAAGCGUCAAGAUCAGGAACAAAGAGCCAACUGUGAGCUCGCUGAGCUGAAAGACAAACUCAGCACCAGUGAGGCUCUUUGUGAAGAAAAUGAUUUGAAGGCGCAAAACUUAAAAGCAGAGCUGGAGAAAACCAAAGCUUCCCACCUGGAAAUCGUGGAGAAGCAAAACCUGGGGCACACAACAAUCUGCAACCAACUCAGGCAAACAGAAGAAGAAAAGAUCUCACUUCUGGAGUUUUUGCAGUAUCUGCAAGAGACAACCAAACCAGAAAGUCCAGAGGCCCGAGAAGACAAAGUGCCAAAAGAAAAACAAAAAAGAAAACGAAGCGCAACUGGUUUUUGAGACUAUUCACUUAAGUGACUUCCACUCCGUCUCCUAUAAAAUCACAGUAAUAUACAACUAAAUAUUAACAGGCACUUCCAGUGCCUAAACAUCCAUUUAAAAGCAUAUUUGCUUUAAUAUUUAGUUGUGUAUAACUUUGUCAUCGGUUCCACCACCCC